AUGCCGAUUAGAUCUACAGAACUCCUUCGCACAAUUCCUUGGGCUGUACCAUAUCAGGAUGAUGGGAAAGGCCCUUUUGAACACAGUGAGCUAGAUACCCCCGACUUUGCCAUCAUUCACUCGCUCGCCUCUGUUUCAUUGACCGUUUGGGAAGCCUUGAAUGUCAACCUCAAUGUUGGAGAUGGCAAAACUUAUGGUGUUAGAAACUUGCUUUGUAGCAAUCGAAUGGCCCUUAACAGCAGUUCAGAUCGUCCAUGCUACUACGUCCACCCUUCCGAGGCUGACUUAUAA
Messenger RNA from Penicillium nucicola, 291 nucleotides. RefSeq lists its product as uncharacterized. The coding region runs from base 1 to 291 and encodes 96 amino acids. The transcript is spliced from 3 exons. NCBI's taxonomy places the organism in Eukaryota, Fungi, Ascomycota, Eurotiomycetes, Eurotiales, Aspergillaceae. The record is from RefSeq and is a predicted model, not a curated record.